CUCUCCUCCAUCUUCUCGCUUCUCUAACUGACCCCCCUCGUUCACCCCCUCCCACUCUCCACAGCCCGGUCAAAUGCCAGGCCCCGACAUGGUAUGCACGCCCACUGCGCCGAGGUCCUUGCCAGAACUGACCGUCUCAAAUCGCCGCGCACAGCCACCACUUUCCCGCCCUCACAGUUGUACGGUCCGCACGUUGUCGCCGGCCCCGCCGCCGGCGACUCGAUUGCAGGACCGGCACGUCAUCCCGCCCAUCGCGCCUCAUCUGCCUUCGCUACGUACGUGCACCGCACGCCCGUACUGCCCGCUCUUGCAAGUCGUGUCCGACCCGACCAUCCCGUGGCACUCACCUGCCCAAUCCGCUCCCUCACACAAUGUCGUCGCCCGCCGGUGCAUUGAGGACUGGCCCGCGCAAGGGCACGUCGAGUCGGGCGAAAUCGCGCACGAUGUGCGAAUCGUUCGUCUCCGCCAUAUAUUGGCCUGGUACGUCCUGCGUGCUGCCCCACACGCACGCGAUCAUCAUCUCCUGGAAAGAAUCGAGGACCUAGCUGGACGCGUCGACGCGCCAACACUGUAUACUGGCCAAGUAAGCACGCGUCCGUGUUGUGGUCGCACGCGCACACAGCCCGCUAAAGUUUACCUUCCACAGUCGAACUGUCAGAUGUUCGGCAACGCACGUGCGUGAAAUGCACACCCGUGCACUGCUUU
Molecule: messenger RNA, 705 nt
Organism: Laetiporus sulphureus 93-53
Lineage: Eukaryota; Fungi; Basidiomycota; Agaricomycetes; Polyporales; Laetiporaceae
Exons: 5
Coding region: 89-682 (197 amino acids)
Source: RefSeq, a predicted model, not a curated record